AUGAAGCGUACCAUCCGCCAGUGGAACAGCAAAAACUCCCCAACCAGUGGUAACUCCUCUCCAAGCCGAGACCGUCUGUCAGAUGAGGGCCGUGUAGAAGAAAUGGAAUCAAGCCUCAAGUCAUUCGAACGUUCUAGUCUUAUCCAAGCCUUUAUUGUCCCAAACUAUGCCGAACCAGAAGCCCUCUUGAGGGACACAAUCAAGAGACUUGCAAACCACAGUAACGCUCAGACAAACUAUGUCAUCAUUUUGGCAAUGGAAGCAUCCGAACAAGGUCAAUCGGCAAAGGCUGAAAGCUUGGCAACUUAUUUCAAAGACAGUUUCCUUCACUUCAUUGUGACCGUACAUCCUACUGAUAUUCCCGGGGAGUCACGUGGAAAGGGCUCCAAUGUGGCUCAUGCUGCUCGUGUUGGCUGCGCUGAGAUGAUCCAACGCGGUGUAGACCGUCGUCAGGUCAUACUCACCAUAUCAGACUCUGAUUCAUCUAUUCCCGAAUUAUAUGUUAGAGAGGUCGAACGUUCAUUCACUCAGGCCGAUGAUCCUUAUUUCCUCUUAUUUGCUCCCCCAAUUUUCUUUUCUCGUAAUGCAUUCGACGUGCCUGCUGCUGUCAGGAUGACCGAUAUUACCUGGUCUGCAAUGGUCAUGUCAAAUCUCAGUAGUAGUCGCGGUAUCGCCUUUCCCUGUUCAACAUACAGUCUCUCUAUGAUCUUAGCCGAACGUGUUGGCUUCUGGGAUACCGAUGCUGAUUCAGUGGGAGAAGACAUGCACAUGAUGCUAAAGUGCUUCUUCAAGACCGACGGUCUCGCUCGCUGCUGUCCUAUCUUUGUGCCGAUCAACCUCACCAAUGUUCAGACCCCUGGAUUUUGGUCCAACAUGAAUGCUCGUUAUGUCCAAGCCAAACGUCACUACAAUGGUGUGGCUGAUGUGGCCUACACGUUGAGAAAUGCGUUUGGAGUUCGGAGUGUGGCGGUAGAUGGAAACGGCGUGGUGUUGCACGGUCCGAGUUUGGCUAAGAAAACAUCAAUGUAUGCCUCUCCUACCUAUUGGGUUGACAAGCUCAUUGUCUGUGUCAAGGUUCUUGAAGCCCACAUGAUUCCGGUAUCUUCGGGCUGGCUAAUGUUCGCAGCCGUGCCUCUCAUGCAGUUCAUUCUCUUUCCACCCCAUCCAACCGUGGCUUUUGUGGAUCCUGCAGACAACCCUAUCCUCACAUCCGACUUUUAUUGUACUCUGUGGAAUAUUGUCAAGAUUAUCACUGUAUUAUUGCCAAUGCCCUUGUUUGGUACUCUGGCUAUCUACGAGCAGCUUCAUCGGGUAGUUGAUCGUGAAUUGUACCGAAAAGCCAAGAGUGAAUCUCGUUCGUGGCGUAACGUGUUUGACUACGCCACCCUUCCAAUUGCGGCAUGGAUGUUUAUGACUAUUCCAUCGACAAUUGCCUGCAUCAAGCGACUCUACAAAACAAACGACCAAUACAUUGUUUCCGAAAAGUUCUUUGAUGAAGAAAAGGUCUAG
Molecule: messenger RNA, 1509 nt
Organism: Phycomyces blakesleeanus NRRL 1555(-)
Lineage: Eukaryota; Fungi; Mucoromycota; Mucoromycetes; Mucorales; Phycomycetaceae
Exons: 3
Coding region: 1-1509 (502 amino acids)
Source: RefSeq, a predicted model, not a curated record